UGACGUAGUGUCGCCGGCGCGGGCGGGUGACGCCAACUGGGCCCGUUGUCUGUGUGUGGGGCUAGGGGCCCCGGGACAGCGGGGGCUCCCGGCGCGGGCGGCGGUGGGUCGGGAGGGCCUGGACAUGGCGCUGAGGGGCCGCCCCGGUGGAAGAUGAAUAAGGGCUGGCUGGAGCUGGAGAGCGACCCUGGCCUCUUCACCCUCUUGGUGGAAGAUUUCGGUGUCAAAGGGGUGCAGGUGGAGGAGAUCUAUGACCUUCAGAGCAAAUGUCAGGGCCCAGUGUAUGGAUUCAUCUUCCUGUUCAAAUGGAUCGAAGAACGCCGAUCCCGUCGCAAGGUGUCUACCUUGGUGGAUGAUACGUCUGUGAUUGAUGAUGAUAUUGUGAAUAACAUGUUCUUUGCCCAUCAGCUGAUCCCCAACUCUUGUGCCACUCAUGCCCUGCUGAGCGUGCUCCUGAACUGCAGCAGUGUGGACCUGGGGCCCACCCUGAGUCGCAUGAAGGACUUCACCAAAGGCUUCAGCCCGGAGAGCAAAGGAUAUGCGAUUGGCAAUGCCCCAGAGUUGGCCAAGGCACAUAAUAGCCAUGCCAGGCCUGAGCCACGCCACCUCCCCGAGAAGCAGAAUGGCCUUAGUGCUGUGCGGACGAUGGAAGCGUUUCACUUUGUCAGCUAUGUGCCUAUCACGGGCCGGCUUUUCGAGCUGGAUGGGCUGAAGGUCUACCCCAUUGACCAUGGGCCCUGGGGGGAGGAUGAGGAGUGGACAGACAAGGCCCGGCGGGUCAUCAUGGAGCGAAUCGGCCUUGCCACCGCAGGGGAGCCCUACCACGACAUCCGCUUCAACCUGAUGGCGGUGGUGCCCGACCGCAGGAUCAAGUACGAGGCCAGGCUGCAUGUGCUGAAGGUGAACCGUCAGACAGUACUGGAGGCCCUGCAGCAGCUGAUCAGGGUAACACAGCCAGAGCUGAUUCAGACCCACAAGUCUCAAGAGCCACAGCUGGCUGAGGAGUCCAAACCAGCCAGCAGCAAGUCCCCGCUGGCGCUGGAGGCAAGCAGGGCCGCAGCGGCCUCCGAGUGCACUCACACAGACGGUGUGGAGGAAGUGGCUGGUUCCUGCCCCCAAGCCCCAGCCCACAGCCCUCCCAGCAAACCCAAGCUGGUGGUGAAGCCUCCUGGGAGCAGCCUCAAUGGGGUUCCUCCCAACCCCGCUCCCAUUGUUCAGCGGCUGCCGGCCUUUCUGGACAAUCACAACUAUGCCAAGUCCCCCAUGCAGGAGGAGGAAGACCUGGCAGCAGGUGUGGGCCGCAGCCGAGUUCCAGUCCGCCCCCCCCAGCAGUACUCGGACGACGAGGAUGACUACGAGGAUGAUGAGGACGAUGACGUGCAGAACACCAACUCUGCCAUCAGGUACAAGCGAAAGGGGCCAGGGAAGCCAGGGCCUCUGAGUGGCUCUGGGGACGGGCAGCUGUCGGUGCUGCAGCCCAACACCAUCAAUGUCUUGGCUGAGAAGCUCAAAGAGUCCCAGAAAGACCUCUCAAUUCCUCUGUCCAUCAAGACAAACAGCGGGGCGGCAAGCCCAGCCGUGGCGGUCCCCACACACUCGCAGCCCUCGCCCACCCCCAGCAACGAGAGCACGGACACAGCCUCCGAGAUCGGCAGUGCUUUCAACUCGCCGCUGCGGUCGCCCAUUCGCUCAGCCAACCCGACGCGGCCCUCCAGCCCUGUCACUUCUCACAUCUCCAAGGUGCUUUUUGGAGAGGAUGACAGCCUGCUCCGUGUUGACUGCAUCCGCUACAAUCGCGCUGUACGCGACCUCGGUCCUGUCAUCAGCACGGGCCUGCUGCACCUCGCUGAGGAUGGGGUGCUGAGUCCCCUGGCACUGACAGAGGGUGGGAAGGGUUCCUCACCCUGCAGCAGACCGAGCCAAGGCAGCCAGGGGUCCAGUAGCCCGGAAGAGAAGGAGGUAGUGGACACUGCGGACAGCAGAGAGAAGCCUGGGUUGGCCAGGCCUGGUGAGCCCUUGAGUGGGGAGAAGUACUCACCCAAGCUGCCUCCUGGUGGGGGGACUUUGAUGCUGGCCAGCCCCCCUGAGGGGGGCAUUGCGGGAUUUUGGCAGGAGUUGCUGGCACUGCUGAAGUGUGUGGAGGCAGAGAUUGCAAACUACGAGGCCUGCCUCAAGGAAGAGGUGGAGAAGAGGAAGAAGUUCAAGAUUGACGACCAGAGAAGGACCCACAACUAUGACGAGUUCAUCUGUACCUUCAUCUCCAUGCUGGCCCAGGAAGGCAUGCUGGCCAACCUGGUGGAGCAGAACAUUUCGGUGCGGCGGCGCCAAGGGGUCAGCAUCGGCCGGCUCCACAAGCAGCGGAAGCCCGACCGGCGGAAACGUUCGCGCCCUUACAAGGCCAAGCGCCAGUGAGGACUGCUGGCCCAUACUCUGCAGCCCGCUCUUGCCGCGUGGCCCUCACAGGGGCCCCCUCCCUGCCCCGCUCCCCCUCUUCCCAGUAUUACUGAAUAGUUCCAGCCAGAGAGCCCAGCCCCUGGGAGUGGGAGCCAGGCUGGAUUCCAUGCGUUGCCCAGGGCCCGGCAGGGCAGGGCAGCCCCUCGUGCUCUGGAAGCAACAGCUGGCGCUGGGGCGCAGUGAGGUGCUGCGGCUGCAUCCACAGCCGGCUGUGGAGUGGCAGGACCUGGCCUUUCUGCCUCAGCAGCAGAGUAUAUAUUUUACCUACAGAGACAUCUAUUUUUCUGGGCUCUAACCCGUCUUGCCACCACUGUGUUGACACAGCCAGCUUCCUGACUGCAUUCUUUCCAACAGUUGUCAUCCUGGUGGGCCCAGGUCCCCGCCUCGUGCUGGAGCCCUGACUGCAGGGUCCCAGCUGGGCGCCUGGGUGGGCGUCAGGCCCUGCGGCUCUAGCCCCAGCCACUGGUCGUCCCUGUUGUGAGGAAGCCAGGUCUGCUUUUCCUUCCAGAAGAGCUCCAAACUCAGGGACCCAGCUGCUGGGCUGGAUUGGGAGCAGGGUGUCCUAGUAGGGGUGGAAUGAGCAGCCCGCUGGGGUCCCACAGCCUGCGCAGAGAGAAGUGUUCCAGCUGUUUAUUGGCCUGUAAGCUCCCCUCCCGGCUUCAGCCGCGCUUGUCAAGACUGCUGUCUGCACCAAGGCUCUGGGGCUCUUUGGCUUCAGUGUUGUAGCCCUGGCAGUGGGCCUGCCUGGGGCUCCUGGGCUCUGUCCCUGGAGCCUGGGGUUCAGAGGAGCCCCUGCCCAGCCCCUCAGUAUUACCACAUCUCCCUCCUCUUAGGGAUAGCAGAGACAGGGCUGCUCGCAGGAAGCUGACGCCACUCGGCUCUCCGUGCCGCACCAGCUUCUUGAGCCUCUGCAAGGCACUCAGGGUGGGGGACAGCAGGACUAAGACAACCCGCUGGAGCCCCAGCGUUCCCAGAGGGCCUAAUGCCAAGGGCAACGGGCCCAGCACUGUCUGUGGAGCUCAGGCCCCAACAGAGCCCCAUGGCCUCUGCCAGAUGGCCUCGAAGGUGAUCUAAGCAGGCCCCUUAUCUGUACAUAGUGACCGGGGCAGGGGAUGGCUGGCCAGUGUAGCAGCCGCCUCUGUGCUGAGCACAGCCUGACUUCUCUGGCCCCUGUAAAUAUUGCAUCAAUGAAUGAAUAAAACUCUCCUAAGAAAUGAA
Molecule: messenger RNA, 3672 nt
Organism: Ailuropoda melanoleuca (giant panda)
Lineage: Eukaryota; Metazoa; Chordata; Mammalia; Carnivora; Ursidae
Gene: BAP1
Product: BRCA1 associated deubiquitinase 1
Exons: 17
Coding region: 154-2412 (752 amino acids)
Biological process (GO): protein deubiquitination; ubiquitin-dependent protein catabolic process
Cellular component (GO): cytoplasm
Molecular function (GO): cysteine-type deubiquitinase activity
Source: RefSeq, a predicted model, not a curated record